Ictidomys tridecemlineatus (thirteen-lined ground squirrel) is the source of this 2013-nucleotide messenger RNA. NCBI's taxonomy places the organism in Eukaryota, Metazoa, Chordata, Mammalia, Rodentia, Sciuridae. The record is from RefSeq and is a predicted model, not a curated record.
UACCGCGGUGACCGAUGGGGUUUGUAGUCACAUAGGAAUUGUCAGCCUACCAAAAGAAACUACUCAUCCCAGGGGUCCCUGCGACAGAGGCGGGUUUCCCCUCCUGUCUUCAUGCGCACCCCUUAAUCCGCCCUCGGACUUCAACUCCCGCCGUGCCUUGCGCCGAGAUCCCUGCGGGGAAAGAAUGGGGCUGUAUCCAAAGUGUUCCCUGGGAGUUGUAGUUCCUAUGUUGGUGAGGCGAGGAGGAGGCGGAGUGACUCGGCGGCCAUUAGCUGUGUGUAGUUGCCUGGGACUGGGAGCAUAAGUGAAGAGGGAAGCCUUAUUCGGUGGAAAUCAACUGUGGCCAUGGGCUCCUGCCGGGGCUAGUCCUAGAAUACGGAGCAGGCGGGCUUUUCGGUUCUCCGCCCCGCCCCGUGGCGGGGCCUACUAGGCCUCCGGGCAUCCCCGGUCUCACGUAGGCCUAGUCUGCCGGCAAGGGCGCUCCAAAGGCGGGAGGCGCCAUGUCGCUGGUUGCUUACGCCAGCAGCGAUGAGAGUGAGCCAGACGAGGCUGAGCCCGAGCCGGAGGAAGAGGAGGCGGCGGCUCCUGCGUCUGGGCCCACUUUAGGGGGCUUGUUCGCUUCGCUCCCUCUUCCCAAGCCAAAGAAGAGGACGGAGCCGGUGAAGAUCGCGGCGCCGGAGCUGCAGAAGGGGGAUUCAGAUUCUGAGGAAGAUGAACCCACCAAGAAGAAAAUUGUCCUUCAGGGAUCCAGCGAGGGGACUGGUCUGUCUGCCUUGCUUCCCCAGCCUAAAAACCUGACUGUGAAAGAGACCAACAGGUUGCUCCUGCCCCACGCCUUCUCCCGGAAACCCUCGGACGGCUCCUCUGACACCAAGCCCUCCAGACUGGCUGCAAAGGCCAAGCCUUCCUCUCUUGCUCCUGUCGUGGGCACCACAACCACCACUCCGUCACCCUCUGCCAUCAAGGCUGCUGCCAAGAGUGCUGCCCUACAGGUGACAAAGCAGAUCACGCAAGAGGAAGAUGACAGUGACGAGGAAGUGGCCCCCGAGAACUUUUUCUCCCUCCCUGACAAGGCCGAGCCACCUGGAGUUGAGCCAUACCCUUACCCUGUCCCCACGAUCCCCGAAGAGCUGCCUCCAGGCACGGAACCAGAGCCGGCUUUCCAGGACGAUGCAGCCAAUGCCCCCCUUGAGUUCAAGAUGGCAGCAGGCUCAAGUGGGGCCCCUUGGAUGCCUAAGCCUGGGGACGACUACAGCUACAAUCAGUUUUCCACAUAUGGCGAUGCCAAUGCUGCUGGUGCUUAUUAUCAGGACUAUUACAGUGGUGGCUACUAUCCUGCACAGGACCCAGCUCUGGUCCCCUCCCAGGAAAUUGCCCCAGAUGCCUCCUUCAUCGAUGACGAAGCAUUUAAACGGCUGCAGGGCAAGAGGAACCGAGGGAGGGAGGAAAUCAACUUUGUAGAGAUCAAAGGUGAUGACCAGCUCAGUGGGGCCCAGCAGUGGAUGACCAAGUCAUUGACAGAAGAGAAAACCAUGAAGUCAUUCAGCAAAAAGAAAGGCGAGCAGCCAACAGGCCAGCAGCGGCGGAAACACCAGAUCACGUAUCUGAUUCAUCAGGCUAAGGAGCGGGAGCUGGAACUGAAGAACACCUGGUCAGAGAACAAGCUCAGCCGCCGGCAGACCCAAGCCAAAUACGGAUUCUAGGGCUUUGGAACUGAUGCUCCCAGGAUCUCCUGCCAGCCUGGUUGGCCCAGCCCCCAGCUUCACCUCUGGGACCCCAGCUGCUCUAAGCCCAGGAUGUCUUUCCCUGAGGACCCAGCCCUCGCCUCUGCGAGAAUGAACAUAUUUGAUAGAUUUUUCUUAACAAGUUAGAAAAUUGAGCUCCUGUCCGUGUUGGAGCUAGCAGACUGAGUGAUGCCGCUGGAGGGGCUCCGAGUUCUCGGGUGGGAGUCUUGCUCCCUGUCAGGUGUGAUGAAAUGUUGAACUCUCCCCUACCUUUUUUUUUUUUUUUUUU